AUGGCCGCUACGGCUUUGUUGCCAUUGGCACUGGCCCAGACUGAGAGCAAUGAGACGGUCUUGGGCGUGUACAUGUUCCACCGUCACGGAGAUCGCACGGCCAAGUCGACUCCUCCAGCCAACCUCACCGAUCUUGGGUACGCUGAAGUGUACACCUCCGGCCAAUACUACCGCAACCGAUACAUCUCCUCAGAUGCGACGUUCAAGAUCAAUGGCAUCAACUCUGACCUCGUCAAGCAAAGCCAGAUCGCCAUCUCUGCUCCCGCUGAUACCGUUCUGCAAAACUCGGCCAUGGGUUUCCUUCAAGGUCUCUACCCACCUGUGGGGAAUGUCAUGGGCACUCAGACUCUGCGCAACGGUACCAAUGUGACUUCGCCGUUGAACGGAUACCAAUUGAUUCCGAUUUCGCUUGUGAGCAGCGGAGCUGGCAGCGAGGACGCCGGCUGGCUGCAGAGCACGAGCAACUGUGCGAAGGCGACGAUCAGUUCGAACAAUUACUUCAACAGCGAGUCGUACAUGAACUACUUGAACAGCACCCAGGACUUCUACAACAACCUUCUGCCGGUGAUCAACGGGACAUUCAAUGCAAGCAUGGACUCGUUCAAGAACGCUUAUACCAUUUUCGAUCUCGUCAACGUAGCCCUGAUCCACAACGCCACGAUCAACAGCUCCGACCUUCUCACGGACGAGAACUUCUUCCAACUGCGAACCCUCGCAGACGCCCACGAAUGGGGUCUCGCAUACAAUGCCUCCGAUGACAUGCGUGCCAUUUCGGGCAAGACCCUUGGCGGCCAAAUUCUCGAAUUCCUCAACACCACCAUCACAGGCAAAGGCAAGCAAAAGAUCGGCGUCCAGUUCGGCGCCUACGCCUCCUUCGCCUCGUUCUUCGGUCUCGCAGACCUGCCCAGCGUCAACCCAGACUUCAUGGGUGUCGCCGAUUACGCCUCCGCCAUGACCUUCGAGUUGUUCACCAACACCAGCGCUGCGAUCUCGAGCACUAGCUAUCCUUCCGCGGAUGAGAUUUACGUGCGAUUCCUCUUCCACAAUGGUACGACGAGCAACUCAAGCGAGCCUGUGCUGUACCCACUUUUCGGAAGCGGCAUGGAAGCCAUCAGCUGGAACGACUUUACGACCGGCAUGAACAAGUUCGCCAUCGGCAGUACCGAGAAGUGGUGCACCGAGUGCGGUAACUUCACUGGCACCUGUGCGGCUUAUGCUCCUUCUUCGUCCCCUGCCAGCUCGAGCGACAGCAGCAAUGGUAGCGGCAGUGGAAACGGACUCAGUCCGGCUGUGAACGGCGUCAUUGGCGCUAUGGUCACGCUGGCGGUCAUCUUGGGCUUGGAAGCGAUUAUCCUCCUGAUUGGUGGUUUCAGAGUUGUGAGCAAGAAGAGGCUGCAGAGCCCUGUUUCGUCGUUGUCCGAGAACGUUGGGACGAAAGCCUGA
This is a messenger RNA of Zasmidium cellare ATCC 36951, 1443 nucleotides long. RefSeq lists its product as uncharacterized. Gene Ontology annotation, molecular function: phosphatase activity. Lineage: Eukaryota; Fungi; Ascomycota; Dothideomycetes; Mycosphaerellales; Mycosphaerellaceae. Bases 1 to 1443 code for a protein of 480 amino acids. Gene Ontology annotation, biological process: dephosphorylation. The record is from RefSeq and is a predicted model, not a curated record. The transcript is spliced from 2 exons.